Molecule: messenger RNA, 594 nt
Organism: Prunus mume (Japanese apricot)
Lineage: Eukaryota; Viridiplantae; Streptophyta; Magnoliopsida; Rosales; Rosaceae
Product: DUF3339-domain containing protein
Source: RefSeq, a predicted model, not a curated record
UGAGAUUCCCAUUCCCCUCUUUCAAUGGCUUAAAUCCAAAUCAUAUAGCAUCCAAAGCCCUUUUUUAUAUGCUCUCUCUAUUAUUCUUCUGCUGAGUCUGAGCCCUGAGCAGAUCAAAGAAGGCUAGGCAGGAAAUCUCCGGACAGGGGCUUUAUUUAGAAUGAAGAAUUGGGCUGCUCCUCUCAUAGCUUCAGGGCUGUUUGCAUUUUUGUCACCAGGGUUGGUGUUUCAAAUGCCUGGCAAGGAACGUCCCUUCGAAUUUAUGAACAUGAAGACUAGCGUGGCCUCCAUAUUCUUGCACGCUGUUAUCUAUGGUUUGCUCAUCAUUCUGUUUCUUGUUAUUCUUGACAUUCGCAUCUAUGCUUAGGGUGCAGCGGCCAUCUCAAUUGUCAUUUUGUCAAAGAAAAGAAGAGCUGUGGUUUUUAGGAUUCUAGCAGACCAGCUUAGUGCUUUUCGUGAAAGAAGGAUUUAGUUAUGUUGUUUUACUCUUUUCAUUUACUGCCACUGGUGCUGUUGUGCUACUUGUAUGUAUUAUUACCUUCAUGAAUUCUCCUUUGUGCAAUGAAAAAACUAUAAUUGAUGCAGCCUUGACAA